Rubroshorea leprosula is the source of this 1438-nucleotide messenger RNA. NCBI's taxonomy places the organism in Eukaryota, Viridiplantae, Streptophyta, Magnoliopsida, Malvales, Dipterocarpaceae. The record is from the annotation of a GenBank genome assembly.
GAAGAAGAUUUGCUGCUUCAUUCAAAUAGAUAUUCUACCAAGACAUUUUUAUUGAAGUAUAGAAACCUAUAUACUUGAUAGUUUUCAGCAGAUCUCAGUUCUUCUACCUGGCCUCACCUGCUAUGUCCUGUAAAUCUUAUAACACACAUAUAGAGGAAUCAAAUCCAGCAACUGUUUUAACUUUGCUGGGAGAUCUUGCCUCUUCUGUAUCAUCUAACUCUAAUAUUCCCAAGCCACCUCAACUCCCAAGUAAAAUGUACAGGAGGAGUAAACAUCCCAGCAGGCCACCAGAGUGUAGCUUUGUCCUGAAGGAAACAAAGGACAUAUGGGACAAGCUUUUCAAGGAAGGACAUGGUGCGGAUGUUUUUAUUAUCACAGAUGAUCAGUCAUAUCUCUUGGCUCAUUCCUCUGUUUUGAGUGCUGCAUCACCAGUCCUGCAUAAUAUUAUUCAACAAUCAAUAGUUAAGGAUGGUAUGAAACAUAUCAAGAUUCCUGGAGUACAUUAUGAAUCCAUCUAUGUAUUUGUUCGUUUUCUAUACUCAUCCUGCUAUGAAGAGCAAAAGAUGAAAAAGAAUGUUCUCCACCUGUUGGUAUUGUCACAUUGCUACUUGGUUCCUUCACUGAAAAGAGUGUGUAUUCACCUACUGGAGCAGGGCUGGCUGACCCAAGAAAAUGUGAUAGAUGUGCUUCAAUUAGCAAGAAGCUGUGAUGCUCCCAGGCUUUCCUUUAUCUGUGUUCGUAUGGUUGUGAAGGACUUCAGAACUAUAUCUUCAACUGAAGGCUGGAAAGUAAUGAAACAUGCCAAUCCUGCCCUUGAGCAGGAGCUCAUAGAGUCUUUUGUCAAAGCAGAUUCUAGAAAACAAGAGAAGCUUAGGAAAAUGGAAGAGAAAAAGGUUUACUUGGAACUGUAUGAAGCAAUGGAAGCGCUCCUUCACAUAUGCCAGGAAGGGUGUAGAACAAUUGGACCCCGUGACAAGGUGCUGAAAGGAAGUCGUGUUACCUGCAAUUAUCCAGCUUGUAAAGGGCUUGAAGCUUUAGUGCGCCAUUUCUCCAAUUGUAAGACUCGGGUCCCUGGUGGAUGUGUUCAUUGCAAGCGCAUGUGGCAGCUUUUUGAACUGCAUUCUCAAAUGUGCAGUGAGCCUGACUCUUGCAAAGUUCCUCUUUGCAGGCAUUUCAAGGAGAAAAUGCAGCAGCAGAGCCAGAAAGAUGAGGCUAAGUGGAGGCUUUUGGUCAGCAAGGUCGUCAAUGCUAAGAAUGCACUGGGACCAUUCUCAGCUCGUCCCUCCAAGUUCAUUAUGACCAAUUGAGCAUCAUUAUUGUUACUGGAUAUUUCAAAAGAUAAAUGUAGCAUCUUCCUCAUAGGUACUUGGGAAAUUGAAAACAGAAUAAGAGAAUUGACAGUUUCUCAUUCUCAGAGAAACAAACUAUGGAUGUUAUG